CCGCGCAUUAUUAUGGACCGAGUGGCGCUUUGAUGGAUUGAUCACAGCAAAACAGCGGGCUCGUCUGAGACUGUACAGUUUCCAGCAAAUCAAGAGCUCCUCCUACAAUGAGUUAGUAAGACUGAGUCGUGCUAAAUCACUAAUUUCUGAAGACCACCUCUGCGCGUCAUGCACGCAAUGUCUCCAUCGUUGCGCGUUUGACCCAAGCUGUUUUAAAGCAAGAAACUUGUCUUUUUGUUUGUUUUUGCCCGGCAUGGGAGAUCACAGUGAGCCGACCAUGGUGCAGAAGUCGACAUCGUUUAGCAUCAAAAGUCUCCUGCUCCCAUCCAAGUUUGACAGCCCGAACGCGGAUGAGGGCACAGAGAGGCGCAGCAGCCCGUCUGCGGUACAGGAUCUAGACAAGCCUACGGAACCAGCUCAAAUGGACCUUGCACUUCUCGAAAAGGACCAGAGAGACACAGACACCCCGGAGCAGCCCUCUAAAAAGGGGAAAAACGGGAAAUUUGACAAGCCGCCGUUCAGCUACAAUGCGCUCAUCAUGAUGGCCAUAAGACAAAGUGCAGAAAAGAGACUGACUUUAAACGGCAUCUACGAGUUCAUCAUGAAAAAUUUUCCGUAUUAUCGAGAACACAAGCAGGGCUGGCAGAACUCCAUUCGGCACAAUCUGAGCCUCAAUAAAUGCUUCGUCAAAGUGCCACGACAUUACGAUGACCCGGGGAAAGGAAACUAUUGGAUGCUGGAUCCAUCCAGUGAUGAUGUUUUCAUCGGUGGCACCACAGGCAAAUUGCGGCGCCGUUCGGCGACAUCCAGGGGCAAGUUGGUGAUGAAAAGAGGGCUUCGUUUUGCGCCCCUCGGUCUCGGGUUGGGUGAACGCCCGAGUAACCCGUUAUACUGGCAGCUAUCUCCGUUCUUACCAUUGCAUCAUUCGCACUAUAACGGAUCCACGCACGGAUUUCUAAACCAAGGACACGCUUACGGAUCUUUACUUCCCGGCGUCGAGCCUCUUAGUAACGGGGAAAUGUCUCGCCCUAUUCUGGGAGCCUCUACCGGGAGUCUCAACCUGCCAAACGGAUACGGUGUUUCACCGCCGUCAGUGGCUGCUGGAUUAUUAUCAGGGCACAAUGGGUACUUUGUACCGGGAGCGCAGCAGCAGCAGACUUUGCCGAGCGCACCGGGUUACGGCAUCUCCAGCUCUCCGUCCUCUUUGCUGUCCGAUUCCCUAAGAACUAGUUUACCGUCCUUCACAUCAUCUGUUUCGGGUGGACUUUUGACUCAACAUAAACGGGUUGCGCCCAAUACUUUCAUCAGCUGAGCGUUACGCGUUCUCUCCAAAAUAUCCAAAAAUUAUAAGCAUUCAAAACCUCGCUACGAAACAUGCAAGCUUUCCCUUUCCUGAGGACUAUUAGUCUGUCUGUAUUUUUCUUUGUCUAUUUAAGAUCUCACAUCAUUUUUAAUGGUAGUAUGGUGUUAUGCCAAAGGCAUUAACUGUAUGUGUUUGUUUUUCUUUUUAUAAGUAUUAUUUAUAGCUCGACGAUUUAUUUGUUAUUGAUGUUUUUGUAUUUAUUAAAAAAUGUCGAAUAUGUUUUUAAUCCCUUGGUACUGUGGGAUACAGUUUUUAUUAGAUGGAUGGCACAUAUUAUUCGUUUAGUAUAAUUUUAUUUAAGAUAUACUGUUCCAAAACUGUGAAUGCGCCUUAAUAUAUGAAAUCAGGGUUUGACAUGGAGAGUGUUUGGAUUGACUCAGGUGUGCGUUCUGACAAUGAUAAUUUAUUAUAGUCGUAAUAAAAAUAAUAGAAUCCUGAAAUAUGGUCAAAAUAAUCCUUUAUGCAAUGUUUAUAUAUUUCUAUAUCUGUGAACGAGGACCUUGCCUUCAGAGUUAUGUAAUGAACCACUAUAGCUACUGAAUUAAGCUUUUUCAUUAAAAGCACUGUUUUAAAUUAAUUUAGAGUUGGUCUAUGUGCUGUCAUUUACAAAUCUGUGUUUUGGCCACUUCUGAUGUGUACACUUUCUAUUUACUCAGAUUACAGUAUUUUAUUACAGAAUGUUUGUGAGGAUUUUUAAAUUUAACACUGGGUGUAUAUUCGGUAUUGCCUGUUUAUAAAAUACCACACGACCCCCCCUCACAUCUCUAAUUGUCAUAGUCAUUUAUUGUGUGUCAUUUGUACUAGUUUUGUUUAUUUCUUGUAUAAAUUGCCUGAACUUGGGUUCAGAACGAAAAAAUAAAGUAUUGAAAUAUUUCUGUAUGAAAGCAAAAAACGUGAUUUGUAGCCACAAAUACAGCAAUGAAUUUAAGAGAAGACAACAACUAUAUUCAUGGAGAUCUGUCGUGUAAAUGCCCGAAUCAUUUUUCCUGAGCAACACAAUAAUAAUAAUAAUACACAAACCGACAACAACCCGAACUGAUCGCU
Misgurnus anguillicaudatus (oriental weatherfish) is the source of this 2407-nucleotide messenger RNA. RefSeq names its product forkhead box G1b (gene foxg1b). Lineage: Eukaryota; Metazoa; Chordata; Actinopteri; Cypriniformes; Cobitidae. Gene Ontology annotation, cellular component: nucleus. Gene Ontology annotation, biological process: regulation of transcription by RNA polymerase II. The record is from RefSeq and is a predicted model, not a curated record. Gene Ontology annotation, molecular function: sequence-specific double-stranded DNA binding; DNA-binding transcription factor activity.